AAGCAUGCUACAGUAAAUAAAAUAUAUGUUGCAUUUAUAGUAAAGUGUCUUAAAACCAUUUAUGUUAAUGAUCCAAUUCAUUCCAUACUGUAUCUGCAGUGUAAGCAAGAAUCUAGAUAUUUCUAUCAAACUUGGAUGCUAAACCAAGGCUGGAAUGUAUAUAUAAUGCAGAUGACGAACUCAAGCUCAGAACUUAAAAAAUGAUUCUCUUGCAGAAUCGAAAUCUGAUAUUAUGGUCAAGAUUGGUCUGAGAAAAGAUUCUCACUCAUUUGCUAAGGCUUUUGCUGCUGUUUUUCGAAGAAAAUGGAACCCUGGGGACGCUAUCUCUAGCAGUGAUUCAGAGCUGCUCUUGAUAUCCGAUGCAGCACAAUUAUCAAACUGCCUUGUUUAUUUAGCCAUGAGGGCUUUGGUGUCAUCCUCUUUACAUGGCUCUCUGUAUUUAAAAAUGAAUGCUUGAAUUUUUUACUUGGUGUAAAAAAUGAUUACUUACAAGAGAUAGCAGAUGAGAGUGUCUAUUUUUUGUUAUUAAUCCGUUUACCAGCUUUCAACAACUCAUUCAUCAUGUUGGCAUGUGUAGCAGGCUGAUAAUUAUGAGAAAGUGUUCUCCCACAUGAAUUUCUUUGGGGCCAUUUGUAGUCAUUUGGCCUUGACUUUCUAAAACACAUCAGCAUGAUACCUGUGUAUCCAAAGGGAAUGGGAUCCUCGAUAAGAAGGUUAUAUGUACAGAGGAAAGAAAUCAAUGGUGCUGGCAUUAAUUCGAGUUUUGCUAUCCACCAGGAUGUUCAUGGCAGAGCUACAGAAGUUGCCCUUGGAUUGUUAGUUGUCCUUGGUUCUCUCUUCACUUUUGCCACUACUUUCGAGCAGGAGUGCAAGAGUGAUAUUCUUGGGGAGAGAGAAUAUUGUUCAGAAGGUAUACAGAAAAUGGAAUUUGUGAGGAUCUUGCCUACAACACUGUGGAGUGCAUAACAUGAAUUAUUUCUUGGACCAUAUGAAUAAACGUUAGUUUUAGUAGCAUAAUUUUUUCAGUAGGUAUCUACUCUUGUUAUAUUUUUGUUGUUGCAUACUUUAUUAUCCCUUUCCACUACUUUUUGUGCUUGAUGUAUCUCCUAAUUAAAUAUUUAUGUUGUAUAUUGUGACGGGGUAUGCUGGUUGUCUACAAUUCAUUGACUGAAGAUAGCAAAAAAGGCCUUUGAGGCUGCAUGUAGCAACUUUCUUAGCAAUUUGAAUUCUGAUGUUAGAGAAUACUGUUGGGAAUCUACUCAACGUGUGUAACAAAAAUUAAAACAAUUUUUGA
Molecule: messenger RNA, 1294 nt
Organism: Olea europaea var. sylvestris
Lineage: Eukaryota; Viridiplantae; Streptophyta; Magnoliopsida; Lamiales; Oleaceae
Product: ketol-acid reductoisomerase, chloroplastic-like
Exons: 5
Coding region: 670-966 (98 amino acids)
Biological process (GO): L-valine biosynthetic process
Cellular component (GO): mitochondrion; chloroplast
Molecular function (GO): ketol-acid reductoisomerase activity
Source: RefSeq, a predicted model, not a curated record